UAUUUCUCACUUAUUGUCUUUUAUGUACUAACCUUAAAAUAUUUGUAUGAUAACAUCAGGGCCUUCUUUGCUUAAAGAUGUACAUAUUGGGAUUCCAAGUGGCGGGGUCUCAGGAGGCGUUGUCUCUCUGGUUCAAGGUUCUUAUGAAUACCAUCACUAUCUUCAAGAUGGCUUUGAUGAUUCAGGCUGGGGCUGUGCUUAUCGCUCUCUGCAGACUAUCAUUUCAUGGUUCAGACUCCAACACUACACAUCCAUUGAUGUUCCUUCUCAUAGGGAAAUACAACAAGCACUUGUGGAGAUCGGAGAUAAAGAUCCUUCUUUUAUUGGAUCACGUGAAUGGAUUGGUGCUAUUGAGUUGAGCUUUGUUUUAGAUAAACUUCUGGGCGUAAGUUGCAAGAUCAUAAAUGUUAGAUCCGGAGCUGAGCUUCCUGAAAACUGUCGAGAGCUGGCCUUGCACUUUGAGAAUCAAGGAACACCUAUCAUGAUUGGUGGUGGUGUUCUUGCAUACACCCUUCUAGGAGUUGAUUACAAUGAAGUGAGUGGAGAUUGUGCAUUUCUAAUACUUGAUCCUCACUAUACUGGCAAUGAUGAUCACAAGAAAAUUGUAAAUGGUGGAUGGUGUGGAUGGAAGAAGGCUGUUGAUAGCAAGGGAAGGAAUUUCUUUUUACAUGACAAGUUCUAUAAUCUUCUCCUGCCGCAGAGGCCCAACAUGGUGUAGUAAGAAACAUAGAUAGACAAACAAUCUGAUACUCCCAAGCCUCAACCCCUUUAUGUAGAAAGUGAAAUCUUCUAGCAAUUUACUUGGCAUGAAGAGUGUUAUAUACUAGGAGGGGUUGAUACAAGCCACAGGCAAAUUUCUCCGAGUGUUUAGAUUUAAGUUUCGAGUGUGCAGCGAAAUCUUUAUUUUUUCUCUUCAUUUUUUGAUUGAGUUUUGCUUGCAAGGAAAUUAUUUAAGCUAUUUGGUAAGUACAGGGAAAUUAUUUUCUAAUGCAAUGCUUGUU
This is a messenger RNA of Populus euphratica (Euphrates poplar), 1001 nucleotides long. RefSeq names its product Peptidase C78, ubiquitin fold modifier-specific peptidase 1/ 2. The coding region runs from base 47 to 718 and encodes 223 amino acids. Gene Ontology annotation, molecular function: deUFMylase activity. The transcript is spliced from 6 exons. Lineage: Eukaryota; Viridiplantae; Streptophyta; Magnoliopsida; Malpighiales; Salicaceae. The record is from RefSeq and is a predicted model, not a curated record.